GAGGACAGAGGAAAUCGGUUUAGCAAAAGCCGCACUAGCUAUUUUUAGAACCAAAAAGUCUAAAACUAAUUUAUUACAAAUUAGGGAAGGCAGGAAAAAAGCCUAAGAAAUGAGAACCCUAAAGCUUAAUAAAGGAGAGCCAUAGAAAACAUUUUCACGGCUGGAAGAGGUGUAAUGCAUUCGGAGGAAACAGCUGGCUUGAUUGUAUGACUGGUUAUAUCUGGCCCCCACGAUGUUCCUGGUUCUGCUCCUCAUCUGUGCAGGUUGGUACAACGCGCCAGGGAAUGGUGAGGUGGUGACCUUUUUUGAAGACACGUGCCCCCAGUUUUUCUUCAGGGGAACCCCUCCAAAUGGUGGACUCAAUCCCUCGCAUUUCGCUCGCAUUUGCCAGCGUUACAAAAACCUGUAUCGUUUUGCCACCCUGUACGACAAAGACCAUCGCAUCCCGGUCUACUCAGCCUACAUCUACAACCCUGGGCAGGCAAAGAGACCAAAUAAAUGGAUGGUGGAACCUCAGCUAGCUGGUUUAGCAUCCCAACCUGAAAUGGAAACAGAAGGGGCCUUCCUGCAGGAAAGCGGUGCCAAAGAGGACGCGCUACAGAACAGUCAGGCUAUCUUGCUCGAUUACAAGAACCUGACCGAUUUCAACAGGGGCCAUUUGAACCCCAACGGACACCAGCCUGAUGUGGACGCCAAAGCAUCUACCUUUACCUUGACCAAUAUCGUACCCCAGUACAUUAAGCUCAAUGGCGGGGCCUGGAAUAAUUACGAGCAAUCGACGAUGGCACGCAUGACUGAAGAGUGCGAGGAAACAUUUGCCGUGGUGGGAGCAGUGCCUGGGAACAACUACAUCGCCAAAGGGAGAGUCAACAAGCCCAGCUACGUAUGGUCUGCAGCUUGCUGCGUCAUAGACAACAACCACCUGAAAUCCUGGGCCAUCAUUUCCCAGAAUGACGAGAAUGUGGUGCACACUCUCACUUUGGGGGAGUUGGAGGAAAAGCUUACCGAGCUGUAUAAAGGGAAUCCCGUCUCCCUGUUUGACCCUGAAUGUCCCCGGGCAUAAAACUUUGGCCAUAGAUAUCUUUCAUGAAGAUAGCAGAUGCCAAAGGACAUGAACCUCUUCUACAGUGACCUUAUUCAGAAAUCAUUAGCUUCAAAUGUAGAAAAGUGCAAUGAGAAAACCAGUGGUAGUCAAUCGGGGCAGCCCUUUCAUGAGGCAAGGUGAGGCAGUCACCUUGGGAGGCAGAUUACUGGAGCACUAGCAGGGUGACAAAGUGUCCUCCAGCACUGCCAUCAGAGCAGCUCUUUGGGACUGAGCUGACCCUUGCCAAGCUUUGCAAGUAGCAACACUCCUUACAAACCUUGCAAGAAGCAUUAGGAGAGAGGAAGAGGCUGCUGGCAAUUUUACCUCCUCCCUGCCCCUGGUGCCACUUUCAAAACUAGCAAGAGUUGGUUUUGAAAGGGGACACCAGGGCCAUGGGGCAGCAUUUCUGGCACCACAAUACCUCGGGCCACCCUGUAUUCAGUCCUACAAUGCUGGACUUGAAACUGUAAGAUCCUGGUGGAUUUGAGUCUCACUUCUGCCAUAGGUUCCUUCUCCCCAAUCCUUUACUUUCUUGCGAGCACAAAAGCUUCAGUGUGCAUGUGGCACCCUCCUGCCUACACACAUUUCCCUGUUCAAAUGACUGAAGGGUUCAUUUGAGAAUGCAGAGAUGCCUCUCAACAGAGAAGCACAUACAUUCAGGAGCUUGGUGUGUGCACUGGAGUGUGUGUGUGGAACUCUGGAUCAAGCCAGUGUGAGGCCU
Hemicordylus capensis (graceful crag lizard) is the source of this 1805-nucleotide messenger RNA. RefSeq names its product endonuclease domain-containing 1 protein-like. The transcript has 3 exons. Lineage: Eukaryota; Metazoa; Chordata; Lepidosauria; Squamata; Cordylidae. The coding region runs from base 233 to 1063 and encodes 276 amino acids. The record is from RefSeq and is a predicted model, not a curated record. Gene Ontology annotation, molecular function: metal ion binding; nucleic acid binding; hydrolase activity.